AUGGUUGCACAACACCCCAUUGACAAGCCUUCAGAUUCUCUCAGUAUAGGGAAUGGCGAUAAUUCCCAGCAGAUAUCUAACAGUGAUACACCUUCACCACCACCUGGUUUAUCCAAAUCCAAUCUAGUCAUCCCUAUCAGUUCAUCCAAUCACAGUGCACGGUCUCCUUUUGAAGGGGCAGCUACUGAGUCACAGUCGUUAUUCUCAGACAACUUUCACCAUCCCAACCCUAUCCCAAGUGGGCUUCCUCCUUUCCCCAGCUCCCCACAGACAUCCAGUGACUGGCCUACAGCACCAGAGCCACAGACCCUCUUCACAUCAGAAACAAUCCCAGUAUCAUCCUCUACAGACUGGCAAGCAGCAUUUGGCUUUGGUUCUUCUAAACAACCAGAGGAUGACUUGGGUUUUGAUCCCUUUGAUGUCACUCGAAAAGCCUUAGCAGACCUGAUUGAAAAGGAGCUAUCAGUCCAAGACCAGCCUUCCCUUUCGCCCACAUCUCUUCAGAACUCCUCUUCACACACUACAACCGCCAAAGGUCCAGGCUCUGGAUUCCUGCAUCCUGCUGCACCCACAAAUGCCAACUCUCUCAAUAGUACCUUUUCAGUCUUGCCACAGAGGUUCCCUCAGUUUCAACAGCACCGAGUGGUUUAUAAUUCAUUCAAUUUUCCAGGCCAGGCAGCCUGCUAUCCUUGGAUGCCCUUUCCACGCAAUAGCAUCAUGCACUUGAACCACACAGCAAACCCCGCCUCAAAUAGUAAUUUCUUGGACUUGAAUCUCCCACCACAGCACAACACAGGUCUGGGAGGGAUUCAUAUAGCAGGGGAAGAAGAAGUGAAGGUUUCGACCAUGCCACUGUCAGCCUCUUCCCAUUCAUUACAACAAGAACAGCAGCCUACAAGUCUCCACACUACUGUGGCCUGACAACAGAACUGAGAGGAGAGGAUUAGACUCUGGGGUGCUUGCAUGGGCAGCUGGAUUUUUGCAUGAUUCCUUUCUGAUUUUGCAUUUAAUGUAUACACACCCAAA
Molecule: messenger RNA, 1026 nt
Organism: Diceros bicornis minor
Lineage: Eukaryota; Metazoa; Chordata; Mammalia; Perissodactyla; Rhinocerotidae
Product: CCR4-NOT transcription complex subunit 4-like
Exons: 5
Coding region: 1-921 (306 amino acids)
Source: RefSeq, a predicted model, not a curated record